Andrographis paniculata is the source of this 1268-nucleotide messenger RNA. RefSeq lists its product as uncharacterized. The transcript has 4 exons. The coding region runs from base 104 to 1030 and encodes 308 amino acids. Lineage: Eukaryota; Viridiplantae; Streptophyta; Magnoliopsida; Lamiales; Acanthaceae. The record is from RefSeq and is a predicted model, not a curated record.
UUCCGCGAAGGCUACAGUAAUUCGUCGCACUCACAGUCCAAUCUGUUCUUCGUUCUCAGCUCUCCGAAUCAGAAUUAAAAAGAGCAGCUUCAAGGGGAUCGAAAUGGUGAGCGGAGGCGUAAUGUCAAAACAGUCUCUAGUGGAAGCGGCGCUGACGGUGCUGAACACAGCGGAUCCAUUCGAAAAAGCUCGGAUUGGCGAUGUAAUCGCGAACGAAUGGCUUAACGGCGAAAUCGCCGCCGCCUAUGUCGCCGGAGUCGACAUCCAAGUUCCCGAUCGGCCGGCGCGGCUGGACGAUGUGAAGCUGGUGUCGCCGAGUGAGAUGCCGAAGCUUGGGAAGGCCGGGAGCUUGCAGAGUAGGCAGGCGAUUGUGCAUAGUCUUGUGCAUACUGAAAGCUGGGCUAUUGACUUGUCUUGGGACAUAAUUGCUCGAUUCGGUAAGCAAGAGACAAUGCCGAGAGAUUUUUUCACGGAUUUUGUGAAAGUAGCACAAGACGAAGGCCGCCACUUCACCCUUCUUGCAGAGAGACUCAAAGAACUUGGAUCAUUCUACGGUGCCCUACCUGCUCAUGAUGGUCUUUGGGAUUCAGCCACCGCCACUUCAAAGGAUUUGUUGGCUCGUCUCGCAAUCGAGCAUUGUGUUCAUGAGGCCAGAGGACUCGAUGUGCUACCGACAACUAUAUCACGUUUUAGGAAAGGUGGCGACAACAAGACAGCUGAUUUACUAGAAAAGGUCAUAUAUCCCGAAGAAAUCACUCACUGUGCAGCCGGCGUAAAGUGGUUCAAAUAUCUUUGCCUGCGAUCAAGAAAACUAGAACUAGAAGAUGACAACAUAACUGAGAAUCUUAGAGACGAGAUUGUCGAGAAAUUUCACGCUACGGUGAGGGCACAUUUCCGAGGGCCGUUGAAACCGCCUUUCAACGAGGAAGCUCGAAAAGCUGCUGGAUUUGGACCUCAAUGGUAUGAACCUCUUGCUGCUAUUAAGGAGGAUGGGAACUGUGUAGAAGAAACCACAGCAGUUCAUCCAUGAUCCAAGUACGUAGAUCUCAUUAUCAUUUAAUUUAAAUAUAUAUAUAUAGAUAUAUAAGACAUUUGAUGAUUUUAUUAUUAUUCUUAUUAUUACUUGAUUGAGGUGAAAUUUUGAGCGAAUUUGCGAUGCCAAUAGUGACGUGAAUGCACAUGUAUUUUUCUUCUUGGUAUUUUAAUAUCAGAUGAAGGGAGGAAUAUUGAAGUCGUCAACUUAAAAUUUUCUGUUGUUUUUAUUGUUC